ACAACCAAGUUGUAAAUAGCUGUAGUGGGGACCCGACUUUCGAGAUAGCCACGCUAUUUGUAUUACCAACGAUACGUGAUUUGUGCCGUAAUAUAUACUUAAAGAAUAUAAAGUGAAUCAUAGAUAUUUUCUAUACUAAUUACUAUUUCAGAAAAAUGAAUAUGUUGGAGAAAGGCAUAUGUAUAGUGAUACUAUUAACAUGUAUUAUCUCGAUACAUUCAGUACAUGGCCGAAAUUUACAUCGAUAUAAAAGACAAAAUUUCAGCAAUAAAGCAUGGGCUUGUUCCUUCGUAACGUGUAUUAAUGGAGGAAAGAAGGUGGAUACUGAUACUCAAUGUUACUGUAAUUGUACGGAUGAGUAUACCGGAGAAAGUUGUGCGAUAAAAAUAGCUGACAUCACAACGUUGGGCGUCAACGCUACAACUGGUACCACAACUACACUGAGACCAGAAUCUGAGAGAAUUUGUGAUGGAUUUGAGUGUAAACAUGGCAGAUGCAAUGUUGAUGAAGGUCGUUACACGUGUGACUGUGAUAAAGGGUACAUUGGAUCUCGCUGCCACAAAAAAUGUCUAAAAGACUGUGUACAUGGCGGCUGUAGCACUAAUGGCAUCGAUGAGACAUGUUUCUGUGAAUAUACAUGGACAGGAGAUUUUUGUGAUGAAAAAAUCCCAGAAGUGUCUAAUGCUUGGGUAUGGUAUACUGUUGGUGGAUGUGUGGGCGCUGUCCUCGUUUUGUUUGUGGUGUUUAUCGUUCUAAUAUACUGGAUGUGGAAGAGAAGAGAAAUUAUAGCCAUGAAGAUCGUCCAUUUCUUUCAACCAAUGGAAGACUCGGAUGGGAUGUUGUUUGAUGCCUUUAUCUCCUACAAAUCACAUCCAGACGACGAAGAAUUUGUUCUAAAAACAUUAUUACCAAAACUUGAAAAAGAAAUGAAAUUUAAACUUUGUCUUCAUUUCCGAGAUUUUGUAGUUGGUGAGACCAUAGCCAACAAUAUUCUAUGGGCAGUUCAAAAUAGCAGACGCACGGUGCUGGUUAUUUCUCCAAAUUACCUAGGCAGUGAAUUCGCGCGUUUUGAGUAUCAGACGGCACAGGUUGAAACAUUGAGAUUACGUCAGAGGAUCAUACCCAUUAUGUUCCAGGAUGUUCAGAGCAAAACAGACGAAAUGGACAGAACACUAAAGAAUAUUCUAGAAACAAUAACCUAUAUAAAAUGGUCCCCAGAAACUAACGAGAAAGAAAACAGCAAAUUUUGGAAACGGUUAGUCCUAUCACUCCCAAAACGAAGUGAUAUGGAAGGAAGUUCUAAAAACGCUAAAACGCCCAUCGUCUCUGUAAUAUCGACCAAGAAUGAUCCAUACUAUUCAAGCGUUCAACUCCCCUCGCACAAAAAAAUGGAUACGCUGGAAGCGGAAUGGACCAAUAAAAUCGGAAUGUUCGACGUCAACGCAUAAGCUUCACCUUCAUAUUUACCAACCCAUUUGACGUUUGCCUUGUUUUAGUUGGCGCUCAAGAUUAGCAUUACGUAUAGUAUUACUUGUAUACUCUUGUAUUUUUUCUUUCUUAUUGGCUUAAAUUUUAAAAUGUACUUGCGAUUGAGGUCAACAUUACGUAUAGUAUUACUUGUAUACUCUUGUAUUUUUUCUUUCUUAUUCGCUUAAAUUUUAAAUUGUACUUGCGAUUGAGGUCAACAAGUACACGCUCACGCCUUAUCUUUUCCAACAGAAGAUAUGAAAGGAUGGAUGUGAAUGAUGCGACAGAUCAAAAUGAAAUAAAAUGGGGUUAUCGUCCUACUACUACUGGGCUAAUAAAGACGGGCAUACGCCAUGCCGUAUGCUAUGAGGGAAAUUUUGCCCAGACAGUGGUGCUACGGCCUAUUCUUAUUUCGAAUUCCAACUGUCAGGGGUUCUUUUACGUGCACGCCAAUGUGUACACGGGACCUCUUUUUUUCGUCGAACCUGAACUACUGUAUGUUGUUCCCUACCAGGCUCUCUGUUAUACACCACUGAAAGGGCCACACCGGAAAAACCCGAUGGGCUUUCUCGGCCAAUGCUUGGAUCGAACACGGGACCUUCAGGUUAGCAAGCUAACGUCCAAAUCGCUGAGCCACAGUGCCCCGUCCCGCCCCGCGACAGAUAAAAGGAAACAGCAAGUCCAUCCAAAAGUUUAUUGGUUACACUACUUCAUAUAAUUUCCAUUUUUAUUUCCCAAUCUAGAUCCAUCCAUGAAAUGCAUAAAAGAAGGUUACGAUAAAUCUGAAAGCCCAUUUUGACGCUGUGCUAUUUGUUGUAAAAUAAGAUUAAUAUGUAUAUUCUAUUUCUGCAUCUGGUUAUGUAUAUAUUUUUUUUAUGUUCGUAAAUACAUUUUAGCGAGAAGUUUUUCUAUUUUUGUUGGAGGCGUCAUCUUAAAAGGACAUCUCUUUAAAUGGGCCGUUCGAGAAAAAUUUUGUAAAUCAAACAGGUCAGUUCUGUGCGGAUGCCCUGAGAGCCACGGUGAUUCGAAAAGUAAAGCACUAGAACACUAACCAGGGGGUCGGGUUUCGAUCACGCAAAAGAACCUAGAUUGUUGAAAUUCGAAAAAAAGAUUAGGUCGUGGUGCCACUGUCCGGGCACAAUUUCACCCUUAGGACACUGUAUGGCAUACGCCCUUCUUCAUCAGGCGAGUCAGUGCAAAAAAGUAAGACGUGUGUGGAAGACCGUUAUUUUUGGCAGAAAUGCAAUCUUCCAGUUACAAUAUGAUACCCCAACAAGUAGACAUGUCUACUUAAUUUCUUGUGGCAAAUCUUUGGUACUUGUUUAAAUUCAAAUCUUAGAGUUCAUAGAAGCAGAAUAAAAAAAAGGCGAUUUUUUAUACUGUUAAUUAGACCUGGAUCCGCCACUGGCUGGCUUAAUCAAGAAAGAUACCCAUGUAUGCAGUGUGUCAUGUGGGAAAUUUUGAAUUGACAGCAACUGCGCUUUGCCUUAACCGUAUUUCGAUUGCCAAUUGUCAGAGUAUUUUCAAGGUACUGCUAAUGGUUUAUGCAUGAAAUCUGACAGGGAUCACCUGGUUUGUGAGUCGGCAACAUGACUCGCCGAGCUACCGGGGCUCUGGUAAAUACCAGCGAGCUUUCUCGGCCCAGGUGUUGACUCAGUGUGUAAGGCGAUGUCUAACUAAACAUGAUGGUUGGUCAUAUAUACUCUAGCUUGACAGAAUUACGAAUUUAAUUUGCUUGCCUACCCUACAUUGCAUCAAAAAAAUAUGCGGAAUAUUUUGUCACGGGAUUUUUUGUUGGGGGUGGGGGGAGGGAGGGGUGGAGAGAGAGGGAGAGGGAAUUGGGGUUUAACGUACACUCGACACAAACUAGGUCAUUUCGGGACUAAAAUAUUUCGAUAAUUCGCUUCCGCGUAGGGGUUCUUUAGCAGUGGCACGACCCGGAGAAAACCCACGAGGUUGGACAGGCGAUUCUACUUUGUCACGUACAACCGGGGAAUCGAAAACACGCAAGUUGACUCAAUGACAGACCCUGGUCAAACCGAAAGAUAUAAUCCCUUGCCGACAAUGCUGGCGAAGAGAAAAAAGCGGGGAAUUAAAUUCAUAAUAUAACCGUUCAGGUUAUAGUAGUUAUAUGUUAUAAUUUAAAUCUUGAAUAUUUAAGAUAAUGCAUUAUUAAUUUUAAAAGUCAAAGACUCCAUAUUAAAUUUAUUUAAACUCUCGGGACAGAAAUUAUUCUAUUUCUUUAAAUCAUUAAUUGUAUGUGUGCUAUUAAAAGGUGACUAGCAAAUGAUAAAAUGUUAUGCUGAUGACAUGUUAAUUUACUAUAAUCCUAUUUUUAUAUAAAACUUUUAUAGACAGAAAGUAACUGCUAAUAUAGCCGGUCUCGUGAACAUGCCAAUCGUAUGAAUAAUCUAUUAAUAGUUUUAUUUUCCAUUGUUUUAUUUCUUAUAUUAUACAUUAUUACAUUAAUGCUUUUUUAUGUCAACACUUGAUCUAGCCAAGUGAUUAGAAGUAAUUCCAAAUAAAUAUGUGAUUGUAGUUGAUACGUUAGUCUUUUAGGUCUAUCCGACUUAGUAGCAUUAGGUACUAGUCGGUUAUCAGCGGUCCUGUAAGUGUAUGUAGAUAAUUAUUAUUAUAAUUUUCUAGUAUUAAAGAUUUGAAGAACCA
Patella vulgata (common limpet) is the source of this 4134-nucleotide messenger RNA. RefSeq lists its product as uncharacterized. The transcript has 5 exons. NCBI's taxonomy places the organism in Eukaryota, Metazoa, Mollusca, Gastropoda, Patellidae. Gene Ontology annotation, molecular function: transmembrane signaling receptor activity. The record is from RefSeq and is a predicted model, not a curated record. The coding region runs from base 156 to 1448 and encodes 430 amino acids. Gene Ontology annotation, biological process: immune response; toll-like receptor signaling pathway. Gene Ontology annotation, cellular component: membrane.